AGGGUGUAUAGCGAGAACGUUUUACGAACAUGCUCGCCUGUGCCUUGAUUGUUUUGCAUGCCUUAAAAUAUGGCUGCAGCGAUCGCCGAAGUAACAGCAGAUGAUAAAGCCGGCAUGCUAAAACAUUUGCUGUUUGAUUACUUCUUCACCAGAGCAUCAUGCCAGUUUGAGGGAACUCAAUAUACAAGACGAGCUGAUCCUGAAAAACUUCAAGAAGUCUUUAACAAAUAUGCAAGUGUGGAAAAAAAUGGAGAACGUUUUAUGACACCAGAAGAUUUUGUGCGAAAGUUUUUGGGUGUUUAUAAAGAUCCGAAUUAUAAUCUGAAAACUGUGAAUCUCUUAGGCAGUAUAUUGGACACUUCAAAGGAUGGGCUCAUAUCAUUUCUGGAAUUUGAAGCUUUUGAAGCUGUGCUUUGUCGUCCUGAUGCAUUAUAUAUUACAGCUUUUCAACUUUUUGACACAAAUGGUUCUGGCACAAUCACAUUUGAUGAAUUUGAAGAAAUUAUCAAGCAUACCACUCUUCACCAGGAAAUACCUUUUAAUUUCAAUAGUGAAUUUUUACGGUUGCACUUUGGUGCAGACAAGCAACGUGAAAUCAGCUAUAAUGAAUUUACACAGCUUCUGCAUGAUUUUCAUGAAGAACAUGCUAUUCAAGCUUUUCAAAGGUAUGACAAAAAGAAAAAAGGUUUUAUUUCAGCUAUGGACUUCAGCCAUAUUAUGAUGUCUGUUAAAAAUCACUUAUUAAGUGAGGAUGUGAAGCGUAAUUUAGUUGGUGCAGCUGGUGGCACAGCCGGUCAUCAGGUUUCUUUUCCAUACUUUAUGGCUUUUAAUACAUUAUUAAAUAAUAUGGAAUUAGUAAAAAAAGUGUAUUUAAAUUUUACAAGAAACAAUAUUGCCUUGGAAGUAACAAAAGAAGAGUUUUUGUAUGCAGCACAGCAAAUGUCCCAGAUCACCCCCCUAGAAGUAGAUGUCCUCUUUCAGUUAGCAGGAUUUCUUCAUGCAGAUACAGGGCGUGUAACAUAUGAUGAUUUAGAAUUAAUAGCACCUCAUAGGCCUACAAAGUUUUUAUCUAGACCACUUGCUGAAAUGAAAGCUGUACAAAGUCCUGCUGAGAGAGGUGUUGGUAUACAAAUAUUGGAAAGUGUAUAUCGAUUUGUUUUGGGUUCAUUUGCUGGAGCUGCUGGUGCUACUGUUGUGUAUCCUAUAGAUCUUGUAAAAACAAGAAUGCAGAAUCAAAGGACAGGAUCCUAUAUUGGAGAACUUAUGUAUAGAAAUAGUUUUGAUUGUGCAAAAAAAGUAAUUCGUCAUGAAGGUUUCACUGGACUGUAUAGAGGUUUAAUACCACAGUUAGUAGGUGUUUGUCCAGAAAAAGCAAUAAAACUGACCAUGAAUGACCUGGUUCGUGAUAAAUUAACAAAUUCUAAAGGUGAAAUCCCAUUAUGGGGUGAAAUAUUAGCUGGUAGCUGUGCUGGAGCUUCUCAAGUCAUGUUUACAAAUCCUUUAGAAAUUGUUAAAAUACGUCUCCAGGUAGCUGGUGAAAUUGCAGCUGUUGGUCAGAAAGUUCGUGCCUUGACAGUUAUACGAGAUCUAGGCUUUACAGGUUUGUACAAGGUAUGUUAUUAUGUAUAUGCUGAAAACAUAAACAUACAAGAUGUAUUGUUUUUAAUUUGA
Messenger RNA from Stegodyphus dumicola, 1671 nucleotides. It is a transcript of the gene aralar1, whose product is annotated as calcium-binding mitochondrial carrier protein aralar1. Gene Ontology annotation, biological process: L-glutamate transmembrane transport; malate-aspartate shuttle; aspartate transmembrane transport. The record is from RefSeq and is a predicted model, not a curated record. Gene Ontology annotation, molecular function: L-glutamate transmembrane transporter activity; L-aspartate transmembrane transporter activity; calcium ion binding. NCBI's taxonomy places the organism in Eukaryota, Metazoa, Arthropoda, Arachnida, Araneae, Eresidae.